AUGGCCAACCUGGAGCGCACCUUUAUCGCCAUCAAGCCAGACGGCGUGCAGCGCGGCCUGGUGAGCGAGAUCAUCAAGCGUUUCAAGCAGACGGGAUUCCGCCUGGUGGCCCUGAAGUUCCUCCGGGCAUCCAAAGACCACCUGAAGCAGCACUACAGUGACCUGAAAGACCAUCCUUUCUUCCCGGGGCUGGUGAAAUACAUGAACUCAGGGCCUGUGGUGGCCAUGGUCUGGGAGGGGCUGAAUGUGAUGAAAACUGGUCGAGUAAUACUUGGGGAGACUAAUCCAGUUGAUUCUAAGCCAGGCACCAUUCGAAGGGAUUUCUGCAUUCAAGUUGGCAGGAACAUCAUUCAUGGCAGUGAUUCAGUGAAAAGUGCUGAAAAAGAGAUCAGCCUAUGGUUUAAGCCAGAAGAAUUGGUUGAUUACAAGUCUUGUGCUCAUGACUGGGUCUAUGAGUAGAAGUGGACAAAACAAGGUCC
Messenger RNA from Jaculus jaculus (lesser Egyptian jerboa), 479 nucleotides. RefSeq names its product nucleoside diphosphate kinase B-like. Lineage: Eukaryota; Metazoa; Chordata; Mammalia; Rodentia; Dipodidae. Bases 1 to 459 code for a protein of 152 amino acids. Gene Ontology annotation, biological process: regulation of apoptotic process; GTP biosynthetic process; UTP biosynthetic process. Gene Ontology annotation, molecular function: nucleoside diphosphate kinase activity. The record is from RefSeq and is a predicted model, not a curated record. The transcript has a single exon.